AUGCUUUCAAGUCAGAAAGUGAGAAGCCACCUGAGCACCGCCCCGGACGCCGGCCUUCCCCGCACCAAGGCUGACUUCCCGCCCUGCCAUCCCCUCGCCCAUUUGGGCUCGGAGGGUCGGGGUCGCGUUUCCGCGUGUCCUCUGCUGCACUGGCUGUUAUCAGCGUUUUCCUGCCUCACCCCGACCAGCCCCAGCCGCGCGGAAUGGAAAGGGGGUGGCGGGAGGAGACCGAGGAGGCGGCGGCGCAGCGGCCGCGGCACAUCUGCUUUCAUAGCAGCCGGCAGAGCCGCCGUCGCGGCCCAGAGCCCCUCGUUAACCCCCUUCCUGUGGCUGCACCACGUCAUGGAACAUUCCCGGAACGGGCCAACGUUCCACCCACUCCAGGGAGCGGACAGAAGGGCGCAGAGCCCGCUCCCGCCGCGCGCGGCCCGCACCCCGUCCCUCCCCAGCCCGGCGCCCGGCCCGAGCACGGUCCCCGGGCCCGCGGCCCUCUGCGGCCGCCCCAGCCGGGCCAGCGCCUCCGCCCGGCCGCCGCGCGCGCAGUCCCUCCUUCCCGGCUUCCUGCCUCCCGGCUUCCUGCGGCUGCUCGCCCGGGCGCGCAGGGCAGUUCCCGGCAGGCGGCGGCCGGGGAUCCCUGCGGCCCUGCGGCCCUGCGGCCCUGCGCCCCCGACCCCCUCCCCGGCCCGGCCCGGUACCUGGCAGCGGCCGCGGGCGCUGAGCGCCGGAGCGCGUCCCUCCCAGGAGGCCCGCGCAUUCCAUCCCGGCGGCCCGCGCCCCCCCACCCGGACAUUACGACAGCAGCCGCCUCCUCUGCAGAGCCGCCGGGGUAUUCCCCGCAGCUGCCCGCGCGCAGCCCCCCGCAGCCCCCACCAAAGGGCCGCGGAGGGCGUGGGGGAGGGGCGGGCAGGCCGAGGGCACGAGCCGCCGGUGUCCCGGGGGGCGGAGCGCCUGGCGCCGGGAAGGCCACUCACCCCAGCCCGCCGGCCCCCGCCCGGACUGUCCCCAACGCCCCGCAGGAGAGACAUGCGGGAACAGCGGUCCCCGGGCCGAGGGCCCUCCGGCUGCGCCGGCCGGGGCUUCUCCGCGUCCGAGAGCCAACUUGCAGAUGCUCGCGCCCCAGCGCCAGCGAUAGGCGCCGACGUUCAGGGGGACGCGGCGCACCCUCUCCACCCCCACCUCCUCCGGGCCCGAGCCCCGCGGCUGUCAGCGCCCGCCGCGCCAGGGACCGGGGCUAGGGGCGGGCAGGGACCCUCGCCCAGCGGCGCGGCUCACCUGGAAAGUCUCGGCUGGGAACGAGGAGGCCGAGCAGGAGGAGAGAGAGGCGCCGGCGAGCGCCCGGGCGCCCUGGUCCCCGCGGCGGCUGCCGCUCCUCGCCGAGGCCGAGCGCGUCUGAAGGGGGGUGUCUGCGAGCAUUUCCUUAAGGACGGGGGAGGGCGGAGGGAGGGCAGGGAUCCCGGGCGCCGGCGGGGCCUGGGCGCACUGUGCGCCUGCCUGACACAGCGCGGGGCCGCAGCCGGGAAGGGCCGCCGGGCUCGGGCAGCCGCGCGGCCGCCUCCCGCCCGUUCUGGGGACGGACGGGCUGUUCCUGGCAGCGCCGCCCCGAACAGAAGUUACGAGGAGGAGCGCGCGGCGAGGGGGGGAGCAAGGCGGGAGGGAGGUGAACCAGAAAAACCAGUCUGGAGCCCGCCGGAGGGCGGGAGCGCUGCGCGGCAAGGGGGGCGGAGGCAGCGGGGAGGCAGGGUCCAGGGGCGGGAGGCCGAGUGGGGAUCCCGGAGCGACGCGGUGGCUUAUCGUGCGGACUUGGCGACUCUGGGAGCCGAGAGCUUCCCGCCAGGACGCGGAACUGCCCUGAGACCCCCCAACCCCCAUCCCACCCAGCCGGUCCUGCCUUCAGGACAAGUGGGGCUAGGUGCUCAGCAGCGCUGUCACCACGACGGCGUGUGCGCUCGGGUCCCCUCCUCCGCGCCCCGCCUCCCCUCUCGGCCGGGUUGUGCGUCCAGACCGCGCGGCCCCUCCAGCGCCCGGACACUUCCCAGGGGUCCUCGGCAGGUUCACUCCGGGGCGCGCCUUGGCCGGGAGGUCCCCGAGGUGCAGACGGCGCGCAGGGGGCACCGCGAACUCCAGCUCGUGCGUCCCCGUCCCCAGAGGGGAGGGAAUACGGUCCCACCCCGGUCGGGAGCGCGGGGACGGGAAAGCCCGCGCGGAGGGGCCGGGCACUGGGCUUCCUUCUCCGCGGCGGGGACACCGGGAGCGCCGGGCUCCCUCCCACCGCGACUCUCCGGCGGGGACGCGCGUGCACCCUCGGGGGGCGGCGGUCCCCGGGCCGCCCCGGGUGGUCUCCGGCCCCGGGGCCGCGCCCCUGGCAGCAGCGCCCUCCCCCCUGCCGCCGGCUCAGGGCGGAGCCACCGCCAGACGCGCGGAUUUGACCUGGCUUGA
This is a messenger RNA of Choloepus didactylus (southern two-toed sloth), 2436 nucleotides long. Its product is annotated as collagen alpha-1(I) chain-like. The transcript is spliced from 3 exons. The coding region runs from base 1 to 2436 and encodes 811 amino acids. The record is from RefSeq and is a predicted model, not a curated record. Lineage: Eukaryota; Metazoa; Chordata; Mammalia; Pilosa; Megalonychidae.